Molecule: messenger RNA, 370 nt
Organism: Oppiella nova
Lineage: Eukaryota; Metazoa; Arthropoda; Arachnida; Sarcoptiformes; Oppiidae
Source: the annotation of a GenBank genome assembly
UAAACUCUUAGACUCUAAAAAAAUGCAUUCAUUGGUUACUCUUUUAUUUUAUAUUUAUACGAUCACAAGCAUUGGUCACUCCGUAGUAUAUGAUAACACAAUUGGAUCCGAUGAAUGGUUACAAAUGCCUCAAUUUGGUCCCAAAGAUUUCUGUCAACUCGGAGCCAUUGACUACAUUUUCAAUUACAAUCACAAAGUGUGUGUGACUUAUAGGAACUCUAUGUGGACUUACGACCAAAUAAUUGCCGGACAGACGGAUCAGCCUUUGAAUCAGGAAAAGACUUUUGAUAGUUAUGAAUUUAUAAGCGAAAGACUGGACUCUAAUGGAGAGAUUGUUACAAAUCCUGAGGAUAUGCCGUGGAAUAUAAGU